CAAUGACGUCCAAAGUCCAGGCAUGAGGGGGCGGGAAACAACACGGGCGGCCGGCUCCGGGUGUCCUGUUUGCCAGUCCCUACGCGUCCAGAACAAUAGUACCGACCGACUCAGAAUCUCACGGCUGUUAGAAAAUAGUGGAAAGGAAAUCGGGAGCAAUGUUGCAGCGUUCAAUAUAGGCAUCCGACGUCGAGAAUCCUCCAAGGUUAGAAGGGAAAUUUCGGUGCCGGCCGCUGGUGGGAUGUCAGUUUCGGAUAUCUCUCGAAUAUACUCCGCCCAACCUAUGGUCACAACAUAACAGCUAUCAACCACAGAGGACUAGUAGAUGCCCACAAUAAACUGUUUUUUUUUCUAGAGCAACAGUGCAACUUUUCCACCCUUCACAAUGCUUCUUGCCUCCACGCAGAUCCAUCUCGCCACAGCACCAGAGUCAACCAUGAAUCUUGGCAGACUCAUUUCCAUAACAGCCGCAGCCCAUAUAGCGAAAGCAGCAAUACCCACAAACCCUUUACGCCAAACCAUAUCACCAACAUCAGCCAGCAAACAUACCUCAGAAGCACGAGAUAGCGAGAAACCACAACCAAGCUUCUGGCAAGGCGAGCCGGUCCAACCCAAGCCAGCCACGUCGGCCGCGCCGGCCGAGGAGCUGGCCAUAUGGGAGGCCUGCGAAUACCUCAGGAGCUUCGUCCGCGACAACUGGGGCGAGGGGGCGGAGCACGCUGCCGUCAUCGAGUGCGAGAUGCCCAUGGCCCGGAUCCGCGAGUUCGGGAGGCUACCAGAGAGGCAGGGCACGCGAUCCUGCACGCGCCUCAUCCGCAUCCCCGUGCUGGCGGAAGAGAUCGGCCAUCGGCUGUGGAGGUUGCUCUCGGAAGAAGUGACGCGUGAAGCUCUAGCCACCGAGGAGCAGGACUGCGAGGCGGCUGCGGUGCUGGUGCAAUGUCAUGACCGCAGCUUCGAUCCGGGGCAUGACUCGGAGGGGGGUUCGGUGACGGUUGAAAGGGCGCUUUACAAGCAGUGCUGGAUCUGUCAUGGCCAGAGCAAAUACCAAGAGGUUGAAGAGUCGGCAGGGACGAUGACCUCGUGCUAUCGCUGCAUGGAGUGUUUCCACAGGUUCGAUGUCGAGAUGACUAGGACAACUGUGGUUGGCUCAAAAACCUGUGACGCAGGUGAAAAGGGGGCAUUGUCUGGGAGCUUUGGCAGGGUGUUUGGUCUUCGGCGUAAAGUGACCAAAAGUAUGCCCGAGUUGAGGCGACAUAUCGAAUUCGCAAAGUCAUGCGAGACUCGGACUUCGUUUGAGGUAGCUUGUAGCCCUGCUACGAGCCAAUUCGCAAGCACAACUAGCAACCAUACAACAGUCUCCGCAGUCGAUUGGCGUGAGCCGAACAAUAACUCAUCCUGGUCGGAAUGUAUGAUGGAUGUAUGGAGACGCCGCGACCCUAAAAAUAUCAAGCAUGGUCUAAGGCCAGUCGCCGAGCCUAUCAGCUUCCAAUUUUCGUGGACAUGAAAUUAAAAUCAAGCGAGUUUGGGCCGGGAAUCGACCAGUAUCUAGUUUCAUGUAGUGAGUGAGCCAGUCUGGGCCAUAAGAGUUUCCUAAAUCAUGGAAAGAAUCAGCUCCAU
This is a messenger RNA of Pyricularia grisea, 1617 nucleotides long. RefSeq lists its product as uncharacterized. The record is from RefSeq and is a predicted model, not a curated record. The transcript has 3 exons. NCBI's taxonomy places the organism in Eukaryota, Fungi, Ascomycota, Sordariomycetes, Magnaporthales, Pyriculariaceae. Bases 386 to 1504 code for a protein of 372 amino acids.